Messenger RNA from Alnus glutinosa, 1159 nucleotides. RefSeq names its product ethylene-responsive transcription factor ERF034. The record is from RefSeq and is a predicted model, not a curated record. Lineage: Eukaryota; Viridiplantae; Streptophyta; Magnoliopsida; Fagales; Betulaceae. Gene Ontology annotation, molecular function: DNA-binding transcription factor activity; DNA binding. The coding region runs from base 79 to 816 and encodes 245 amino acids. The transcript has a single exon. Gene Ontology annotation, biological process: regulation of DNA-templated transcription.
CACCCUCUAUUUUUUUUCUGUACCAAUCACUCACAUUGCUUCCCUAGCUAGCUCUGGACAGCUAGAGCUUCUUCUGUCAUGGAAGAACAUAUCAACCUUGAGAGUGCUGCUGCUGCUCAUGACAACUUCCUCAGCUCAUCUUCCACCACCUCUUCCUCUACCUCCUCUUCUUCAACAACUUGCAAGAAUUCAUCAUCAGCUGCCAACCAAAACACAAACACUUCUCCUCUCAAACGCUCAAGAAAAGCUCAAGAUUCCGACAAUGAAAGCGAGCAUGGGAAGCGGACGACGAGCGACGACGACAGCGGCGGCGGCGGCAAGCACCCCACGUACCGCGGCGUGAGAAUGCGUAACUGGGGCAAAUGGGUGUCGGAAAUCCGCGAGCCAAGGAAGAAAUCCAGGAUAUGGCUUGGGACAUACCCUACAGCAGAAAUGGCAGCUCGAGCUCAUGAUGUAGCUGCUCUAGCAAUCAAAGGCCACUCUGCUUACCUGAAUUUCCCCGAAUUGGUCCAAGAGCUCCCCCGGCCGAUCAGCACGGCUCCCAAGGACAUCCAGGCCGCCGCCGCCAAGGCGGCUGCCGCCACAUUUCUAGAGUCCAGACAAUGUGAAGUCGAGCCAGCCGAGCCAAUUCCUGUCUCGGAUGAUACAUCAACCACGCAAGAAUCGACGGGCUUGCGUUCGACCGAUGAUGACGCAUUGUUUGACCUACCGGAUCUUUUUACCGACCGCAGACUUUGCUCCUAUUCAUCGUCGACAUGGCAGUUGUGCGCGGCCGAUGCCGGUUUCCGGCUUGAAGAGCCAUACUUAUGGGAGUAAAUAUACCAGAGAAUGUAUUUUUCAUCUCAGGAGCUUUUAACCUCAAAGUUCAUGAUCAUCACAGCGGUACGGUCCACCAGUUACUGCAUUCUCUAAACAACAAAAAACCCAAACUGGGAAAAUGUCACAUCUGCAUCCUUUUGAAAAUGGGUUGGUUUCUGUCUCUUCGAUCAAUGCUCGGUCUGGAUUUGCAGAUUUUGGAAAGGGAGUUGUUACAUCUCUUGUUUGCUUGCAUUUGCUCCUCAAAGAAAGAGAAGGGGGCCGGGGGCCUUCGAUCUUUACCCUACUGUAAUAUAUCAGCAUUAUACAAAUAAUAAAAUGAGAAAUUUACUCCCCUGUCUAA